Pseudogymnoascus destructans is the source of this 933-nucleotide messenger RNA. RefSeq lists its product as uncharacterized. Gene Ontology annotation, biological process: secondary metabolite biosynthetic process. The transcript has 3 exons. Bases 1 to 933 code for a protein of 310 amino acids. NCBI's taxonomy places the organism in Eukaryota, Fungi, Ascomycota, Leotiomycetes, Thelebolales, Thelebolaceae. The record is from RefSeq and is a predicted model, not a curated record.
AUGUCUGAGCAAAGACAACGGAAAGUUAGAAGCAGAAAAUCUAUUCAAAAGGGUGGAGCUGUUACAGUUGAACCACGGAAGAAGAUUCAUACGAAGAUAGUAAAGGAGCAAGAGAGAGAAGAAGCAAGAGAGAGGAGAGAGAGAAAGCGCAUGGUUAACCUUGAGUAUAAGCUGCAGCUCCGUGCUGGCAUUGAUGCACGGAGAGCGGAACGGGGAGUAAUCAUAGACCCUGAUAUUGAGCGUAGGAGACAGAAGGAAGUGGAGGAGAAGGAGGAGCAGUUGCACCGGCAAUUGGCCGCUGAAGAAAGUGGUUUUGUUGACUUUGCAGACCUUGACUACGACAUGAUCCACAGUGCAAGUGACAGUAACGUCUCCUGCAAAUUAUACGAGCAGCCUCAGCAUUCCCAGAAGUCGGUGCCGGCGUCCCUUUUGGGCCCAACACCAUUCGAGCAAUGGAGAUCAUUGACCCGCCCCGAAAAUCGCCAAAGGGUUUGCAAAUUGUGCGACCACCAAUGGCUGGCCAGAGAAGAAGGAUACGUGGUUGAUUUCAGAACUGUGCAGGAGAAGGGCACGCGAGGGGGUGUACUUGCAGCCGCCAAUACACAUGUUGCCGAUGUAAAGACGAGAGGCACUCACAGAGCGCAUUUUCUGAACGAGCUCGUGAAGCUUAUCCCUGAUGAAGUGCCCGAGUUUGGAAAGAGGCUGAAGAACAUCGAGGAGAGUGGAGACAAGAUGGUAAUGACCUUCGAGGACGGGACAACUGCAGAAGCAGACGCUGUGAUCGGAUGUGACGGUAUCAAAUCACGGACGCGUGAGAUAUUACUGGGCAAAUAUCACGAGGCUGCACAUGCAGUGUUCUCUGGAAAAUACGCAUACAGACGUCUAAUACCGAUGCGCAGUGGAUGCCUUAGCAGUGGAUGCCUUAGGAGAUGA